Molecule: messenger RNA, 5060 nt
Organism: Oryzias latipes (Japanese medaka)
Lineage: Eukaryota; Metazoa; Chordata; Actinopteri; Beloniformes; Adrianichthyidae
Gene: ythdc2
Product: YTH domain containing 2
Cellular component (GO): intracellular anatomical structure
Molecular function (GO): helicase activity; protein binding; ATP binding
Source: RefSeq, a predicted model, not a curated record
AAGUGUUGUUUCUUCUUCCGCUGCCGCGGUCUUGUGGUCCUGAGGCUUCUUGAGUGCCAUGUCAGCCAGAAGUCACGGCUCCGUCCUUCAUGGCGACAGUUUCAGAGGCUCCGUUGAAGCUUACAUCGAUGAGGAAGUGAAGAUUGCAGUCACUGCUGCUUUGGAGAGGUUUUACUGCAGUGAAGAAAAAGAGGUGGAAUUUCCUCCCUCCUUGUCUCCUGCUGAGAGAUCCUAUGUUCAGCAGUUGGCCCAGAAUUUGGGAUUCAUUUCUAGGAACACUGGGAAGGAACCAAAUCGCCUGCUCGUUGUCGGGAAGAGGGAUGUUUUUAAAAAAUGUCCUCCAACCUAUCCCCUCAUAGUCUCCCAGAAUUCCAAGCAUAUCAUCCAAAGUCUGCUCCAGAGGUCAACUGCUAACAAAAAGGAGCAGACGGACAAACAGCUCUGGAACAAAAGUGACUUUUCCACCAUUGAUUCUGACAGCUGCUAUGAUAGAAACAGAGCUAGUGGACGCUUAAACAAUGGUAUUCCAAUGGUACCCAGGAAGAGAAGUUCCUCAGAACUGGACAAUUUCCGAUCCACCCUGCCUGUCUGGGAAAGCCGGGUGGAGAUUCUACAACUUAUUCAGCAGAACAGGGUGGUGCUUAUUUUGGGAGAAACUGGCUCAGGAAAAACUACACAGAUUCCACAGUUUCUGCUGGAUGACUGCAGCAGUAGUUCACAAUGCUGCAGGAUUUUCUGCACGCAGCCCAGGCGGUCAGCGGCCAUUGCUGUGGCUGAGAGAGUGGCAGCAGAGAGAGGAGAGAGUGUCGGCCAGACUGUUGGUUACCAUGUCCGACUGGAGAGCAGGGUCUCCCCCAAAACACUGCUGACCUACUGCACAAGUGGAGUUCUCCUCAGAACAUUGAUGGCAGGAGAUGCCAGCCUCUCAACGGUCACUCAUGUUAUUGUGGAUGAGGUGCAUGAACGUGAUGGUGUGACUGACUUCUUGCUCACAAAGAUAAAAGAUGUGCUGAAGAAGAUCCCUUCCCUAAAACUGAUUCUCUCUAGUGCGUCGCUGGAUGUAGACCUUUUCAGGCAGUACUUUGGGUCCUGUCCUGUCAUCAGUCUCAAAGAAACACAGUUUGAAGUGAAGGAACUCUUUUUGGAAGACAUUCUGAAGUUGACUGGUUUUCAUGAGUGGUGCGGAGCAGUGAAGCAAAAGGCUGUUGGGGAAGAGCAGAACGAUGUCUCAUCUCCGGACUUCCUUCAUGUUCGUGGGCGUGGAGCUGCUGAUAGCGGUGCCUUCAACCAGACGGGUGAGAAGACAAGGCUGCAAAGACAGAUAGAUGCUUGCAUCUCCAAGCUUUUUUUUUAUGAAGACCAAGAGAUUUUCUGUCAGCUCUUCAGUCUAAUCCUAAAUGAAGGUGUUGAUGUUGACUGCUCACACAGUGAGACUGGUGCUACACCUCUGAUGAUGUCAGCAGCCCGAGGAUUUGUCACACAGAUGCAGCAGCUGCUUAGCAUAGGUGCUGACCUCAACAAAAGGGAAUCAAAUGGAUGGACGGCUUUGGACUUUGCCAAACACUUCCAUCAAACAGAAGCAAUAGAUCUGCUCCAGUGUUGCAAAUAUCUACAGGUAGAAACCACAGCGGAAGAGUCCAUUCUGAUUCCAAGCGAUUAUGUGGAACCAAACAAUGAUGAAGAGGAUCUACUCAAACUGUUUCACCACAGCUUUGAUGGCCAGUGGGGGGACCUGAAGCUCAUCAUGACUCUGCUUCACCAUAUCUGCUCUACCAGCAGUGAUGAUGUUUCCAUUCCAGGAGCUGUCCUCAUCUUUCUCCCUGGAUAUGAAGAAAUCGUGGCUCUGAGGGAACACAUUCUGAACGAGGACAAAAUGUUUUGCACACACCCGGAGAGCUAUCAGGUGUUGAUUUUACAUUCAGACGUUCACACCCUGGAUCGGAAAAUGGCUGUCAAGCCCUCUCCACCUGGCAUCAGAAAAAUUAUUCUCUCCUCUAACAUUGGUGAAACAAGCAUCACCAUCAACGAUGUAGUCUUUGUCAUCGACUCUGGGAGAGUCAAAGAGAAGUACUUUGAUGCAGUCAGUCAUACAUCUACGCUGAAGAUGUCGUGGAUCUCUAAAGCCAGUGUUCUGCAAAGGAAAGGAAGAGCCGGACGCUGCCGGCCAGGCUACUGCUUCCACCUGUUUAGUCGCCUCAGGUUCAGAGACAUGCUGGAGUUCCCGGUUCCUCAGCUGCUGCUAAUGCCUCUGCAGGGGCUGUGCUUGCAGACCAAACUUCUGGCUCCCUCCUCCUGUCUUAUUGGAGACUUCUUGUCCAAAGCCCCCCAGCCUCCUCCUGCUCGUUCUGUGAGCAGUGCUGUGCAGGUUCUGAAGAAGAUAGAUGCUCUUGAACAGAAUGAGGACCUGACUGAGCUUGGCUACCGCCUGGCUGAUUUACCUGUGGAGCCUCAGCUGGGGAAAAUGGUGCUGUGUGGCGUAGUGCUCAAGUGUCUGGACCCCAUCCUCACCAUCGUCUGUGCUCUGGCCUAUCGUGACCCCUUCAUCAUUCCCACUGAGAACUCUCAGAAGAGAUCAGCUCUCAAUUGUCGCAAACGCUUUGCUUCUAAUUCCUUCAGUGACCACAUGGCCCUGCUCAGAGCUUUCCAGGCGUGGCAGAAAGCUCGCAGUGACGGUUGGGAGAGAACGUUUUGUGAGAAGAACUUCCUGUCUCAAGCGACCAUGGACAUCAUUCUCGGCAUGAGGACGCAGCUGCUCGGACAUCUCCGUGCCAUUGGUUUCGUGCGAGCCCGUGGAGGAAGUGACAUCCGUGACGUAAAUCUUAACUCAGAAAACUGGGCGGUGGUUAAGGCUGCCCUGGUGACUGGCAUCUACCCAAACCUCAUCAAAGUCAACAAGAAAAGCUCUCUGCUUUCCAGCCUGAUGGAAAAAAAAGUUCACUUUCAUUCCACAUCUGUCCUGAGCCAGCAGCCGAAUAAGGAGGAUAGCCCAGCUGAAAAUGGUCCGGCCUUUCCAACCGACUGGUUGAUCUAUGACCAGAUGAGCAGGGGUCACAGAAUGGCGAGUGUGCGUUGCUGCUCCUUGGUGACUUCAGUCACAGUUGCCAUUUUUGGAGGAUGUGCCAGACUACCAUGUUCUGCGUCAUACGACAAUGCUGCACUCAAAACAAAAGAUGACAGGGACAUAGAACUGGCUGAGAUGAAGGUAGAUGAGGGGCUUGUCUUCCAUUUGGAAAAAGAGUCUGCAGGGUUGCUGUUUGAAUUCAGACAGAAGUGGCAAAAAUUGUUUGCAAAAAGGAUUCGUUGUCCUUCAAAGCCUUGGUCUCAGCAGGAUGAGGACGUUCUUGGUACCCUAGUCUCUGUUCUGGGAGUUGAGGAGCAGAAGGCAGGCUUGCAGCAACCCACAGGGAUUGGCCAGCGGCCAAAGCCGAUGUCGUCAGAGGAAGUACUAAAGAUGUCUGUGAUGACGGCUAAGAACAGCCGUGAAGCAACAGUCAACAUCACACGGGUGUCCAAUGGGCUGAAGAGCUUGGCUUGCUGUCCAAUGACACACUCCGAUCUGAAAAUGAAGGCCAAGUGCAGAGAAGACACGCAGUCCUCCAGUGGUUCUGUUUGCCCCGUUACCCCGGACAGCCCCUCAAGCAUCUCAUGGACCGAAUCUUCAGAGAAGCAGACCCUAAAGCCAGGUCUCAUGCUGCCAGUGUUUUCCUCCGUCCGAUACUUCAUCAUGAAGAGCAGCAACAUGAGGAACCUGGAAAUUUCUCGACAGAAGGAGAUCUGGUCCACCUCACCGAGCAAUGAGAAUAAACUCACUAAAGCCUUCCACUGCAACAGCUUUGUCAUCCUCAUCUUCUCUGUUCAAGGCUCUGGACACUUUCAGGGCUAUGCCAGAAUGACAUCUGCAGUGCAUAUGGAAAACUGUCAGGACUGGGGCUUUGUGGGGCUUGGAGGGGUUUUCUCCGUUGAGUGGAUCCACAAAGAAAGUAUUUCUUUCCAGUGCACACAACACAUUCUCAACCCCUGGAAUGACAAUAAAAAAGUCCAAAUCAGCAGGGAUGGACAGGAGUUGGAGCCACAGACCGGCCAUCAGCUGCUGAUGUUGUGGGACCGAAACUUUGAGGAAGGAUUUCUGCCUUCCACUGUUCAAGCUCUGGUCUAAAGACGUCGCUGGAGUUCAGUCUGUUCGCAGUGAGACGUCCUUUCAGUUCAGACAGUUGUGUUCCUUGUUGUCAUCAUUAGGUUGUGUCGCUGGAUAACAAUCUUUGUGUGUUGUGUUAUCUCAGUUCUCAGUCAUGUUUUACUAAUAAAAUGUUAUCAUUUGGAAUGCUUUUACAGAUUUAUGACAAGUUUAUGAAUUUCCAAAGUCAGACAACCAAAGUAAACUCUGAAUGGGAAACAUCUGAUGCUGAACAAAAUAAUGAAAAAAGUCAGAGACUGUGACACAAAGAAGGACCUGAGAUCUCGGUUCACCUGCCCUUCAGAAACCUAUUGACUUUGUGGAGUAGAGAUCCCCUGCUGGGGCUUUCCGCUGCUAUUGUUCACGAUUGGCGUCUCUUGGCUGUCCUCGACACUCUGACUGAGGUCAUUCCAAGACUCUCCUGCUACGGUUAGCUUCAGCGUCUUUCCGUGUCUUUGUGAUUCAUGUCCCGCAUUAGUCCUAGAGCGGAGAAAAUGGUCAAAUUAGCGGAUCAUUAGCUGCUCAAAUGGCAUUGCUGCCACAUAGCCACACCUCACCCAAUGUUGAGAAUGUGCUGCAGGACCUCAAAUCACGUCUGUACAUCGACUUACCAAUGAAACUCAGCGAUUGUGACGCGCGCAUCGCGUUGAUUGUGAACACAGCUUUAUUGGUUAGUUUCCGCUCUUGUAAGAAUUUUAUCCCAUCCCGGUCCUGUGAUUAAUGCCAAACGACUCCCGUCUCAUGGGAAUCCUGUGUGACGCCAAACCCAGGCCGUCAUCCAACAGCGGCGGACCACGGUAAAAGUUAAAACAGCAAUGACAGGAAAACUAGAGGACCUUAAAAAAUAGUUGAACUUAUGUCUGGAGAAAUUGCAAACACCUCAAAA